AUGAGUUUUCUUCUCAUUAGGAGGCCAAAUGGCUACUCCAAGGUUGAUAAAGAAGACCCAGAAGAGAUAAUUCAUCGAAGAGCACAGUUUCUAAUCAACAAAGUGUUGGAACGAGCAGAGUCCAUGGGGAAACCUUCGUAUCUGAGAAUCAGAAUUCGAAGGCUGAAAGUUAGAUUUGGGAGAAGAUUGAAGAAGCUGAAGAAGAGUGCACUGGCAAGUAUUUCCGCUGCCAAGAUUGGUGUUUACAAGCAAGUCAUUGGUCAGCUCAGAAAUUGUAAGUCUUUGUUUGGCCGAAAAGAAGCGACCAUUGCCAAUCUUUCUCCUUUUUUAUCAUCCUGA
This is a messenger RNA of Momordica charantia (bitter melon), 339 nucleotides long. RefSeq lists its product as uncharacterized. The record is from RefSeq and is a predicted model, not a curated record. NCBI's taxonomy places the organism in Eukaryota, Viridiplantae, Streptophyta, Magnoliopsida, Cucurbitales, Cucurbitaceae.